Tripterygium wilfordii is the source of this 860-nucleotide messenger RNA. RefSeq lists its product as uncharacterized. The record is from RefSeq and is a predicted model, not a curated record. NCBI's taxonomy places the organism in Eukaryota, Viridiplantae, Streptophyta, Magnoliopsida, Celastrales, Celastraceae. The coding region runs from base 186 to 647 and encodes 153 amino acids. The transcript is spliced from 5 exons.
UAGGGGAAAAAUAGUACGUACUACGCUGAAAUACCCGUUUUUUUUUUCGGGUCCCGAUCCUGUUGAGAUUCUGUUAUUGGAUUCGACGGAAGAGGUUGUCAAUUCCAUUCCACGGUUGAGAUUCACUUAAUUAGGCGCCUUCGACGACGGUAGCCAAGUAGCGCAGCAACGGGUAACUCGAGGGAAUGGAACACGAGCAUCUGGAUGAAGCACAAAGAAAUCAAUCCGUGGAUCUAGAAACCGUAGUCGUGGAAUUGGAUUCCGAUCCUCCGUCGACCUCUCACGAUCCUGUUCGAUCGAGGCCCCCCAUCAACCAAAGCGAGCUCUUUAAAGCUCUGGAGGUAGUGGAGAGGGACACAACGGCCAUUGCCGAGAGCUUCACUUCUCUCUUUGCUUCCCUCCGCCUUGCUCUAUCUGAGGCUACUGGCAGCUCAGUUGAUCAUAUGCAAUGCUUUGGUGAUGCUGCUGGUCGUCUUCAAGAAUCUGUGCUUGAUGCAGCUACGAAAGGGAAUCGUUACAUUAAUUCAUGCCUCAGACUAAAUGAGGAGAUGAAAGGAGUCGACACUAUGGCCACACAGCUAAAAAUCCUCAGAAGACAUGUGGAUGCUCUAGAUGUAGCUGUCGACAAGAUCCUUCGUCUUCCAUGACAUGAAGUAAGUUAACAGUUUUCUCAGUUGGCAAAGCACUUGUUUUAUUGGUUUUGGCUGGGCACCUGCAAAGCACAUUUUGUCAUAAAAGAGGGUUUCUUCUAGCUUUCCAUUCCAGCAGAAGAAAUAGUUUUUUCAGCUUACUUAGGACUGAUGUAUGGUUUCAUUAACUAUGCAUAUUAAUAUAGUCGAUUCACACAAUCUUUUCCUUAA